CGUCUCUUUCUCUCUCUCUUUUAGCUGAACUCGCCUCGUCAUUUUCACAAGCAACUUGUGCUCAUCAUUCUCUCUAUAUAAAUUUCCUUCAUUAAUUAGUUUCCACUACUUCAACUUCAACUCAUCACAGCUAUAGAGAGAGAUGGGAACAAUAGCAGUGCAUGGAGAAGAAGAUGGAAAUUAUAAAGUUCCACAACCAGAAAAUCUCCAUAUUCAAAAGGAAGAGCUUGAUGCUGGUGCUCUUUUUGUCCUCAAAUCCAAAGGAUCUUGGAUUCAUUGUGGAUACCACUUGACAACAUCAAUAGUAGCUCCACCUCUCCUUAGUCUCCCAUAUGCAUUCACAUUUCUUGGAUGGGGUGGUGGAAUUUCAUGCUUAAUUAUUGGAGCUUUCAUCACUUUCUACUCCUACAAUUUGCUGUCUCUUGUCCUUGAACACCACGCUCAUCUGGGUCAUCGUCAACUUCGCUUCAGGGACAUGGCCAACCAUACCUUGGGGCCAAGGUGGGGCCGGUAUUAUGUGGGUCCAAUUCAGUUCACAGUGUGUUACGGUGCUGUUGUUGCUUCCACACUUCUUGGAGGCCAAUGCAUGAAGGCAAUUUACUUGCUAUCAAACCCAAAUGGGACUAUGAAGCUUUAUGAGUUUGUAAUCAUAUUUGGAUGCCUAAUGUUGAUGCUAGCUCAACUCCCAUCUUUUCACUCCCUCAGGCACAUCAAUUUGAUAUCCUUGCUUCUUUGCCUUGCCUAUAGUGCCUGUGCCACUGCCGGUUCAGUCCACAUUGUAGGAAAUUCGUCGAAAGAACCAAAAGAUUAUUCUGUAAAUGGAGACACGGAAGACAGAGUUUUUGGCAUCUUUAAUGCUAUUGCCAUAAUUGCAACAACGUAUGGCAAUGGGAUCAUCCCAGAAAUUCAGGCAACCAUAGCAGCACCUGUUAAGGGGAAGAUGUUCAAAGGAUUGUGCGUAUGUUAUAGUGUAGUUUCAGUGACAUUCUUUAGUGUUGCCAUUUCUGGGUAUUGGGCUUUUGGUAAUCAAGCUGAAGGACUCAUCCUUAGCAAUUUUGUAAGAAAUGGGAAGCCUUUGGUGCCGAAAUGGUUUGUUUUGAUGACAAACAUCUUCACUAUUCUUCAACUAUCUGCAGUUGCUGUGGUUUACUUGCAGCCUACAAAUGAAGUGCUGGAACGAACAUUUGCCGACCCCGAAAGCAAGGAAUUCUCUGCUCGCAACGUUAUCCCUAGAGUUUUCUCGAGGUCAUUGUCUGUGAUCAUAGCAACUACAAUAGCAGCAAUGCUUCCAUUUUUUGGAGACAUCAAUUCAUUGAUUGGAGCUUUCGGUUUCAUGCCUCUAGAUUUUAUCUUACCUGCAGUUUUCUUUAACUUGACAUUUAAGCCAUCAAAGAAGAGCUAUAUUUUCUGGUUGAAUACAAGUAUCGCAGUAGUUUUCUCAGCUUUAGGGGUCAUAGCAGCAAUAGCAGCAGUCAGACAAAUAAGUCUCGACGCCAAAACUUAUCGGUUGUUCGCAAAUGUUUGAUCACACAAAGUGGGAGUAGUAGAAGCCAGUGAGUGCGAUUUGGCGUCGAAAGAGAGUCUUUGCAAUUGCAAACGAUACUCUGCUCUUAUCCUGAGGCCACCUCAUGUCGUUUUAGCAUAACUUUCUGAUGGGAGCUUCUGGUUUCAUUCGUCUACAUUUUCCAUCUUCUCUGCUGCUGUGUGAACUUUGUUCAUGUUGAAGCCAUUUAAGAAAAGCACUAAUUGGUGGUAAAAUGGAGCAACUAUUUUGAAAUCUUGUCUGUAUAUGUUAUUUUUCUCUGUUCAAAUACAGAGGCCAAAACAAGAAAAUUUAAAAGACAAAGCAUCUUAUAGAUUUAAGAAACAUGUUCAUGCAACAGCAUCUUAGAAAAUGACAAUAUUUAGUUUCUGCAAGAAAAAAAAAAAGAUAAAACUGAGAUCAUCUUUAAGACCUAAUCAAGGGAUAA
This is a messenger RNA of Manihot esculenta (cassava), 1970 nucleotides long. RefSeq names its product GABA transporter 1. NCBI's taxonomy places the organism in Eukaryota, Viridiplantae, Streptophyta, Magnoliopsida, Malpighiales, Euphorbiaceae. The transcript is spliced from 7 exons. The record is from RefSeq and is a predicted model, not a curated record. The coding region runs from base 143 to 1525 and encodes 460 amino acids. Gene Ontology annotation, cellular component: plasma membrane.